GGCAAAGCCGUUUAGGCGCUCCCGCACUGAGGUGUGGGCUAACGUUCACAGCCGGACUGCCUAGCUAGCAGCUAAAGAGCAUUUUGGUUUACCUAGCUCCACGUUCGUGUGGCUUUACCGAAACGGAAGCGGUAGCACGCUACUAUCCCUCUUUGCUACGGUAAUGCGCUCUUUCGUGGGCCAGCGCGAUGAUAAAGUCAAACGGUGUUAACCUUGACAGGUUUUUGGAGGAGUUUGCUAGACUAGAACAGAAAAUUACAGAGCUUCACGGCAAAAACAACUUGUUGGAGAUCAUGCUGGAAGAUGCCAAUAGACUCAUUAAAUUCUAUCUGACCAAGGAGAAAAGUCUGAUUGAAGAGAGAGACAGCCUUCUCGUCACAGUGACCAGACUGCAGCAGACUGUGCAGGAGCAGUGCGACCACAGAGUGGAGAAUGAGAGACUGAAGAAUGAUAUGGCGGACCUGAAACGACAGAGCGAGAAAACAGCAGAGGACGGUGAGGCUGAGGUUCAGCGGCUGCUCAGUGAAAUGAAAACAGAAGCAGAGAGACACAAGAGGGAGCUAGAGGCUAUGAGACAGCAGUGCAGGGGAGAGGUGGAGCAGGCUCACAGGGAGGGUUUCAACCAGCUGGAAGCAAAAGAUGCUGAAGUAAAGAGGCUCCUGGAGAAAAAGGAUCUGGAUCUGGAGGAGAUGAAGAAGAGGCUGAAGGAUCAGGAGAGGGAGAGGCAGAGCGAGCUCCUUAAUUUACAAAUGGAGUUUGGUGCAAAGUUAGCCAGAGUUCAGAGCACAGCUCAGUGGAGUCAGCAGCAGCAACAUGGCUCCAACCUUCUUCCUCAGAGCGUCUUCAAGAGGAAGCUGCAGUUUUUCCAGGAGGAGAAGAACAGGGAGAUUGCGGCUCUGCGUCAUACAAUCAAAGAGCUGGAAGAGAACCAGCGUGCCAGCGGCACGAACGACAACCGCCUGAAGAGGAGAAAGAUCUAGUUUGUUUACCAGAUAACAAUGCUAACAAGCUGCUGACCUGUGAGCUCCGCAGGUGCAUGAAGCUCCUGAUAUCCAGGGGCCAGAAGGAACUAAAGUGUUUUGAAAAGUCUAGAUUUGUGUUUCAGAGUUGUUGACUUAUUUUACAGAUCAUUUAUUCUAACUCUACUGCUUCUUAUGCACUGUCAUACCUGGCUAGGUUUGCGGUUGCAUGCAGUGACCAGUGCGCAGAGAGUACAUUUAAACACGAGCUGUAUUCCUGUCUAAGGCUUUAAUCCAAUCGGAUGCCUGUGUGUGUGGGGGGGGUGUUGACAUCACAUUCCUUGCAGUGUGAAACUUGUGUUCUACUAAUCUUGACAUUUUGUAAAAGUAGAUCUCUUGAAGUCUGACUCCUGUAGUUUGUGUUUUCAUAUUUUUUAUGUUUAGGAAAGCAGAGGUCUGCAAUGAUCUGCUUCUCUCAGUAGCAUAAAACUUGUCCACCUGAUUGAUAAAAGAAUUUAUUUGCACACACUGCUGUCAGUGAAACAUGCAUAGUAAUGUAGUCAUCCUGGAAAUCAGUACUCCUGCUUUAUUGAUUUGAGCUCAAUACUAUGAUCCAUUUCUCUGAUUGAUUAUACAGCAUUUAGGGUAUGUUGGCAGUUAUUUUUACAUACAUCAUACACACACACCAGAACCCAACUUUUUGAUUUUUGAUUUUGGAGGCCUGUGUUUAUAUUUGAGAAUUUAAAUUUUUUAUUGGAGCAAUACUGAGUUGAUAUUCCCAUUUUACCAUUCCAUUAUAAUAGUUUGACAUGUUAGGAAUUACGCUUACUGGCUCUGUUUCCAGACUUACAUGAGUAGGUUGAUAACACUCUCAUGUCUGUAUGCUGAAUAUCAAGCUAUUGCCAGCAGUUGGAUAGCUUAGCUUAACAUAAAAACAGGAAACAGGUGGAAACAGCUAGCCUGGCUCUGA
Xiphias gladius (swordfish) is the source of this 1929-nucleotide messenger RNA. Its product is annotated as coiled-coil domain-containing protein 152-like. The coding region runs from base 189 to 980 and encodes 263 amino acids. Lineage: Eukaryota; Metazoa; Chordata; Actinopteri; Istiophoriformes; Xiphiidae. The transcript has 8 exons. The record is from RefSeq and is a predicted model, not a curated record.